This is a messenger RNA of Vespa mandarinia (Asian giant hornet), 1191 nucleotides long. Its product is annotated as odorant receptor 13a-like. Gene Ontology annotation, molecular function: olfactory receptor activity; odorant binding. Lineage: Eukaryota; Metazoa; Arthropoda; Insecta; Hymenoptera; Vespidae. Gene Ontology annotation, biological process: detection of chemical stimulus involved in sensory perception of smell; sensory perception of smell. The record is from RefSeq and is a predicted model, not a curated record. Gene Ontology annotation, cellular component: plasma membrane.
GCGAGCAAAAUGGAAGGAACCAAAGAAGUUCCAGAUCUCACCGAUACCCUGAAAGCGAUAACGUGGAGCAAACGAUUACUCGCUUAUUCUGGAAUUUGGCCAUUGGAAAUUCGAAAUUCAUUGUUCCUACCAUUUUCAUUUUACGGAUGUGUAUACAGUAUUUUAGGAUUUCUCGAUUUAGCAGAUCGUAUCACCGAUUUUCAUUACGUAUUGACAAACAUUAUGGAGAACAUGUUGAUGUUUUUGACAAUGACGAAAUUUGGUUUGUGCCGAGUAAAGUAUCGAUCUAUUUCAAGAUUUUUAAUAGAAACGGAAAACGAUUAUAUCAUCAAUAGUUAUAAAACCGAAGAGGAGAGAAUGAUUUUUAUGAAAUAUAACAGAUUUGCCAUUAGAAUGAUCUUGAUUAUGAUCCUAUUGAUGACCUUCGUACUUCUUACACAUUAUUUUAAUGCUGUUAUACCAAAUGUACUUAUGGUUAUGGCGAAUUCUUCAGUGGAAUAUAAAUUACCUUAUAAAAUAAAGCCGUUACUUAAGCCGUCCGAUGUAAAAAGAUAUGUCUUUGGUUGUAUACACGAAUUUUUUGGCAUAACAUUGGUCCUUUCUGCUUACGUCGGAACUGAUUGUUUAUUGACUUCUUCCGGUUUUCAUCUUACCGGCCAAUUAGCCGUAUUGAAGUGUAAAGUGAAAGAAAUUUUAAACGAUACCGAUGGUUCUCAGCGGGGAAUACAAAAAAUUAUACUUCGACAUUAUCAUUUGAUAAGAUUAGCGGAUAUAUUGGAAGAUAGUUUUAACAUGGUCAUGUUUCUACAUUUGUUAGGUUCAACGAUUCUAAUUUGUACGUCGAGUUAUCAAAUGCUUGUCAGUUUAGCGGUAUUAGAAAAAGUCUAUAUAUUUACAUUCGUUGUAUACGUUUUUCACUUGUCGAUCACAGUGUUCGUUUAUUGUUACAUGGGGGAAUGUCUUAUCGAGGAAAGCACGACCCUAUGCGAAGAAUUUUAUCAUUGCGACUGGUACGAGCUCUCGACGAACGAUUUGAAAUCGAUUUGUCUUUGCAUGAUUCGCGCUAGGAAACCAUUGCAAUUGACUUGUGGAAAGUUUUGCGCUGUAUCCUUGUGCACUUUUACCGACUGGCCUAACUCCAUUUGUCAAUUUUUUCCAGUUGCCAUAAUUACAUGUACAACUUUAUGUUAA